This is a messenger RNA of Echinococcus granulosus, 2850 nucleotides long. RefSeq names its product Putative death domain-containing protein. Gene Ontology annotation, biological process: signal transduction. Lineage: Eukaryota; Metazoa; Platyhelminthes; Cestoda; Cyclophyllidea; Taeniidae. The record is from RefSeq and is a predicted model, not a curated record. The transcript is spliced from 11 exons. Bases 1 to 2850 code for a protein of 949 amino acids. Gene Ontology annotation, molecular function: protein binding.
AUGUCAGAAACGGCAGACUUACGAUCAUUCACUUCAGGGUUGAAUGAGCUAGAAGGUUAUGCGGAUUAUGAAGAGGAAGAGCAAGAAUAUAACGAAGAAGAUGAGGAGGAGGAGGAGGAGGAGGAAGAGGAGAAAGAUGAGACGAUACAAAAUGAGGAAUCACAAUUUCUCGAUCCGACCUACCUCAACAACCAGGUUUUCUACCGUGACCUUCCUCCAAACAUGACCCCUGCUAUGCUCCGGAGAAUAAUAUCAGUUGAACUGGAAAGGCUAAAAGGUAUGCAACCAUCGGAAUUCGUUGAAAAAAUGGAAGAAUUGAAACACCUUCAUAAUCAGAUCUACGAGACAGCUGAUAAAUUUAUUAAACAAGUGGUAUCGCAAAUCCCUUUCAUUACACCCAUUUUCAAACAUGUGAGUGAGUAUGAUCAACAGGCCUGUGAUAAAGUUCUUGCUGCUGCCGACAAGGAUUGGGAUAAUGCCGGAAUCACUAUUGAAGACCGCGAGGCUCUAUUAACCAGUCUCAAAGAUCGCAUGGUAGAAUCUGCUCAAAUCAACUUCGACUUCACUCACCAAAUUAGUUACAUUGCCAGCCCUCUGACUGUUUGGCGUCUGAACGCAUGUACAGCCGUCUGGGCAGGCAACAACGAGUUGCUGAAUGCGCACAAAGUUACGCCUUUCCUAUUAGACGAGGCGGAGACAGGUAGACGACAAGGGAGGGAGGAGGAGGAGUUGGCUCAAAAGGGAGGGGUACCGGGCGCAGAAGACCCUGCGGCAGUGGCAGUGGAAGAGGAGGCAGAGGAGGCGCAGCGAGAAGCGGAUGCUGCGGAGCGGGCGAGAUCGGCGGAAGCGAUGUAUGUGGAGGGACAGUUGGAUCCGGAGGAGAUCGCCUCAGCAGAGCGACCGCCACUUAAGGAGUGGAUAAAAUAUGUCUAUACAAUUGGAGAGGGAGCAGAACAGCGGGUGAUUUGCUACGUUCGUGCUCCUUCAGACUGUCUGGUCAGCCGAGACAGGCUGAUUUGCAGCUAUGCCAAUACGUUGGCACAGUGGCCCGAUCUGCCCGGUAACGCCGAGCCAAAUGAGCCCUGGAUUGUGGGCAUUCCACAUAAAUAUGGUAAGAAUCCUACCAGAGAAGUGGUUGUCUUCACCACGGAGGCUGGAGAAUCGGGACCAGAGAAACCGAGGUUUCGGAAGAUAUUCGACGCUAAUGAGGACCCAGAGCCUCCUCAAUCACCCUGGGUGGAUCUUCAGACUGCAGACAUGGCGUAUGAAGACUCGCGGUACCUGGAAUUUAAACUGUCACGUCUCGUCGCACCCAUUGCCUUGGCACCCGCAGCUCGAAUCCGUCGUGAUAUCGGAGAAUUCGGUCGAGGGGGUGGUAAACUCACCUCACUGGUGGAUAAGCGAGUUAUGCUGAUCCUUCCCUCUGGAGCGUUAAAAAUCGCCUGCACCUACUCCAUUCAGGUUCAACCCAUCAGCCAGCAUCAUGCCCAUCUCCUUCGUGAUCAAAACUUGUCCUUCAUGUCCCAGUUCAUAGCCUGCAGUCCACUCGUUAUCCUCACCGGAUCAAAGAAGAUUCUCUUUAAACCGGGAAUAUUCACUCUACCCCUGACGGAUGCCAAUCCAUCCAAUCAGGUGAUCAUUAUGUCCAAUGCCUCCAUGCCUGAUGCCUUUUUGGGUCACAAAAAGCCCAAGGGUCACAGAGAGGCCAAUUCUGAGAGUGAAGCUCACGAUGGGGAAAAUGGUGAUGAUGAUGAUGAUGAGGAGGAGGAGGAGGAGGAGUCUGAGCAUUUUAGUGAAGGCGGUAACAGCCCUCGUGAACUGGAUCCGUUCCAGCGUUCUCUCCUUCUACCCAAGUUGCUUGCAGGUGCCAAUUCUAGUCAUUCUGAGGUCAAUCUGGUCUACUCUGGUAUAGAAGACUCUAACUGGAAGAUUUGGGACAAUGUGGACCUUGUGGAGACCAAAAAUGUCGAUAUUUGCACCUUCAGCUUCAAUCGUAUUAUUCCUCGAAAGACAGUUGUCGACAGCGAUAGUCUGAUUCAAAUGGCUCAGGUGUUGGAACGUAGCCUCUCUCAGCGCAUUGUCUUUGCCUGCCUACGACAAAACAAACAGCAGCCGAGCCGGGUCUGCUUUGCCAUCUGCCUCACACAGGACCUUGAAAAGAUUCUGAGUCAGAUGGCGGCUAGGGGGUUCACAGAGGGCGGUAAACCCAUCGGUCCACUGUUUGUCUACGAGAGGCAACAAUUUGAUGUCGCGUUAAAGGGCAAUAUUCGUCCCAAGAGAGAAAGCACAGGACGCAGCUCUAUUCAACUGGACACGGAGAAGGGGAAGAUGAGGAUAACUUUUAACACAUCGCUGCGAAAUGAGUACACUGUUGAAGUAGAAGAAUUUGAUUCAAGCGCUCAGGUGGCUUGUGAGAAAUAUCGAGGGUUCGUUGAAAUCUCUUACAAGCAGUUGACCAAGGUCUCCGUAAAGCGAGGCAAGGGUAGAAGUAAUCCCGUGGGACAGAAAAAAAAUUCAAUGGAACUUCAAACGGUUCUACUAUGCCAACUUCUCGUAACAUUACCCAAAAAGGCGAUCGAGGUUGACGUGGAUAAGAAUAUCCUCUCUUAUCGCUUUGACUCCAAAGAUGCCGUGACGAAUGAAGUACUUCAAGAGCUAGCUCAGAAGCUCCCUGGUGAGACUUGGAGACGGCUGGGUGUGGCGCUGGAUCUUUCUAGGACUCAGCUUCAAGCGAUUGGAGGAAGGGCUGACUCCUCCAGAAAGAACAGGGCUCUGACGAUGCUGAGAAGUUGGAUUAAAAACCUCGAACUCAGAGUGAAUAGGGUGAGCAAUCCGCCAUACUUAAAUUAG